Molecule: messenger RNA, 3254 nt
Organism: Selaginella moellendorffii
Lineage: Eukaryota; Viridiplantae; Streptophyta; Lycopodiopsida; Selaginellales; Selaginellaceae
Product: probable copper-transporting ATPase HMA5
Exons: 7
Coding region: 242-3205 (987 amino acids)
Biological process (GO): monoatomic cation transport
Cellular component (GO): membrane
Molecular function (GO): copper ion binding; ATP hydrolysis activity; ATPase-coupled monoatomic cation transmembrane transporter activity
Source: RefSeq, a predicted model, not a curated record
UCUCCUCUGGCGUGGAAGAGAGAGCGCGCCUUGACGCAGGCACGAAAUAUUUCGAUCCGGACGGCACGUCGAUCGCGAUGCUGCGGCGGAGCUGAUCGAUCGAUCCAUUCCGAAUUCUGAAACUUACAACAAAGAAGAGAUAGAGUCUGAUGCCACAAGUUUUCAAGUUCCUGCGUUCUAGAUAUCUUCCACCCGGGUUUUAUGAUCGGCUCCAGCAGCAGUGUCUAGCUCCAGGCAUGAUAUGGCAGUCCUGGAGGUCCGGAAUUUGCAGAAUGGGAACUGCUCGGCUUCUAGCAAGCAAAGCAAAUCUAAGCUUCUGCUCAUGUCUAUGUUGCCUCGUUACCCUUCCAUGCCGACUUAUCCCCCCUCUCCACCUCGAAGGGACAUCGAUGCUUCAGAGGUUCGUGAUGUUACAUUCAAGGUGGAGGGUAUGGAAUGUGCUGCUUGUGCAGGCUCGAUUGAAAAGGCAAUCAAACGCCUUCCCGGGAUAAAAAAUGCAGCUGUUGCUGCUCUCCAUGCAAGAGCACAGGUCAUCUAUCAUCCGGCCUUCGUUGCUGAAGAAGCUAUUCGUGAAGCUAUCCAGGAUGCUGGAUUUCAGGCUUCGGUCAUCGAAGACCAUAGCCACCAGAAUGAGAGCAACAUUUGCCGGGUUCGCAUCAAAGGCAUGACGUGCACAGCAUGCUCCACUUCUAUCGAGUCUGCUCUUCGGAAGAUGGCGGGGGUUAAGAGGGCCGUGGUUGCUCUUGCAACGGAAGAGUCGGAGAUACACUACGAUCCCAAAGUUGUGAGUCACGGGCUGCUGAUGGCAGCCAUUGACGACGCCGGGUUCGAAACAGAACUGAUUAGUGCGGGAGAGGACAGGAACAGAGUUUACUUGCGUCUUCAAGGGGUUCACUCACAGGAAGCUCUGAAGGUUAUCGAGAUCUCUCUCAUGGCUCUACCAGGCGUGAAGUCAGUUGAAUUCAACGCCAUUGAGGAGCGCUUGAUGAUUUCGUAUGAUCCCGACUUAACCGGUCCAAGGUGCUUCAUUGAGGUAAUCGAGCAGACUAGUCCGACUCCGAACUUAUACCGAGCGUCAUUGUACAUGAAUCCGGGGGAAGGAUGCCCAGACAGAGUCGAAGAAGUCAGACGGUACCAGAAACUUUUCUUGUGGAGCAGUAUAUUCAGCGUGCCGGUCUUUUUCCUCUCGAUGGUCUUCAUGUACAUUCCAGUUAUCAAAAAGUGGCUGGACAUGAAGCUGGUGAUGGUGCUGACUGUUGGAGAAGUUUUGAGGUGGGCAUUAUCAACGCCAGUCCAGUUUGUUAUAGGCUGGAGGUUCUACGUCGGUGCUUACAAGGCUUUACAGCAUGGAUCAGCUAACAUGGACGUUCUGGUCGCCAUGGGGACAAACUCGGCUUACUUCUAUUCGGUCUAUACAGUCGUGCGUGCCGCGACUUGCCAACACUUUCGGGGGACAGAUUUCUUCGAGACAAGUGCCAUGCUUAUUUCAUUUAUUCUACUCGGGAAGUACCUGGAGGUUCUCGCCAAAGGAAAGAUGUCCGAGGCUAUAGCGAAGCUCAUGAACCUGGCACCUGAUGUUGCUGUGCUGCUUUCGGUUGACAGCAAUGGGAACGUCGUUUCGGAACGCGAAAUCAGCACCCAGCUCAUACAACGUAACGACAUCAUCAAAGUCGGGCCCGGUUCCAAAGUUCCUACAGAUGGUGUGGUCGUGUGGGGACAGAGCCACGUCAAUGAAAGCAUGAUCACCGGUGAAGCUCGGCCUGUGACAAAACGUUUGGAUGACAAACUUAUAGGUGGCACUAUGAACGAAAACGGUGCUCUACGGAUGCGUGCAACUCACGUCGGCUCGGAGACUGCACUUUCUCAGAUUGUGAGGCUUGUCAAAGCUGCUCAGAUGGCGAAAGCGCCAGUGCAGAAAUUCGCCGACAAAAUCUCUCAGUUCUUUGUUCCGAUGGUGGUAGUAACAGCUUUCUCGACUUGGAUGGUAUGGUAUACCGCUGGCAGAGCUCGAACUUAUCCAAGGUCUUGGAUUCCGUCGUCCAUGGACGAGUUUGAGCUGGCACUCCAGUUUGGAAUAUCGGUACUGGUGAUUGCUUGCCCCUGUGCUCUGGGCUUAGCUACUCCUACUGCUGUUAUGGUCGCCACUGGAAAAGGUGCAGCCCAAGGUGUUCUAAUCAAAGGUGGCAAUGCAUUAGAGAGUGCACAGAAGGUGAAGUACAUCGUCUUUGACAAGACCGGAACACUCACCAGCGGAGAGCCUGUCGUGGUUGGCACCAAGCUUUUCCAAAACGUGGCUCUCAAGGUCUUUUUUGAUUUGGUAGCUUCCGCCGAGGUGAACAGCGAGCAUCCUCUUGCGAAAGCCAUCAUCGAGUACGCUAAGUCGCUGCAAGGCACGGGCUGCAAAGACCUCCUUUGGCUUCCAGAAGUGAAGGACUUCAAAUCCAUUGCGGGACAAGGAGUAACGGCAGAAGUGUCCGGGAAGCGCAUCUGCGUGGGAAACACGAGGUUGAUGGCCGAAAACGGGAUCAUGGUCUCUAUAGACGUGGCCGAGCAGCUCAAAGAGACAGAAGUCAUGGCAAGAACGGGAGUCCUGGGAGCUAUAGGCGGAGAAAUCGUCGGACUCAUCGCCAUCGCGGAUCCAGUAAAGCCAGAGGCAGCAGCAGUCAUCUCCUACUUGAAGUCGAUGGGAAUCCACAGCUUGAUGGUCACUGGCGACAACUGGGGGACCGCCAGAGCCAUCGCUCGCGAGAUUGGGAUCGACAACGUGAUCGCUGAAGCACAGCCCAGCGUCAAAGCCGAGAAGAUCAAAGAGCUCCAGGCGACAGGGAUGGCAGUAGCGAUGGUGGGCGAUGGUAUCAACGAUUCCCCGGCGCUGGUGGCCGCGGACGUGGGCAUGGCGAUUGGAGCCGGGACCGACAUCGCGGUGGAAGCGGCGGACAUCGUUUUGAUGAAGAACAACCUCGAGGACGUGGUGACCGCCAUCGAUCUCUCGCGGAAGACCUUCACGAGGAUCCGGCUGAAUUACCUGUGGGCUCUCGGCUACAACGUCUUGGGGAUUCCCAUCGCCGCGGGAGUGCUCUUCCCGUGGACGGGGUUUCGCCUCCCUCCAUGGAUCGCCGGCGCCGCCAUGGCCGCUUCCUCGGUCAGCGUCGUGUGCUCGUCGCUGCUACUCAAGAACUACAAGCGCCCAAGAAAGCUUGGCUGACUUAAAAGAAAUUUUUAAAUUGCCGAAUAUUCUUAUAUACCUUUUUCUC